CUCUUGGUUGCUUUCCUCUGUUUGUUGCGACUUCCUUCAGCAACAGUGCGUCACAUGCCAUUGAAAAGGUUCCAUAUUCGCCCUUAAGAGACUUUCAUAGAUGACACGGGUCUUUCUACAGCCGAUACGACAUGCUUCCCCGGGCGGGAAAGGAGUUUGUAGUCCGCAUUCGGUUCUCGUGGCGGCAGCUGUUCCAGGGUCGGUAUCUCCUCCUAACCAACACUUUGAGCGGAGGAGGCAUGCUGGCGCUGGGGGACUUCCUGCAACAGAGCCGGGAGAGGUAUAAAAACCCGGCCAAAGUCCGAGACUGGAAUAGGACAGGUCGUAUGUUUGCGGUGGGCUGCUCCAUGGGUCCAGUGCUGCACUUUUGGUACCUUUGGCUAGACAGAAGGUUUGUGGGACACGCUCUGAACACAGUGGUCAAGAAGGUUCUCGUGGACCAGAUGAUUGCAUCGCCAACACUUGGCUUGUGGUACUUUUUAGGUAUGGGUGUCAUGGAGGGACGCUCUUUAUCUCAAGGAUGGGAGGAGUUUAGAGACAAGUUCUGGGAAUUUUAUAAGGCUGACUGGUGCGUUUGGCCCGCGGCUCAGAUGAUCAACUUUUAUUAUCUUUCGCCCAAAUACCGUGUGGUGUACGUCAACACCGUUACCUUGGGGUGGGACACCUACCUCUCCUAUCUCAAACACAGAGAUGACAGUAAGCCCUCUGAGCUGCUAUCCGAUGUGCAGCAGGAAGCUCUGCCACCAUCCAAACCUCUGGAGGAGAAAAGUGGAUGGUGAUUGGUGAAACUGUUUGUUCCAGAUGACGGAACCUGCUGCAAAAAGCUUAAAGGUGGCACCUUUGGCUUUUUAAUCGUAUGGCGGUCGUUUUGUCUGUUUAUUCAGGCAGUGCGAUGCGUUUGUGAAACUGUUCAGGGAGUCAAAACAAACAGAAGAGCUGUUUCACUGCCUGCAGAAAGACAGCAGGACUGCUUAACGUGUUAGGAUGGAAGAAUUCCUAAACUUGAUGCUGGUUACUGUAAGUUAUAUUUAAACAGUGUAAAUCUAAACUGGCUUCUUACUUAAGUAUUUUUUUUUUUACAUUUAAUGAUGAUUGUAAUGUGAAAAUAGUAUUUAACAUUAUUUUGAAGGUAUAGUCCUUUCAAGCCAAAAUCUAGGACCCUGUUUUCAAGAGAUUCAAUCCAAUUACCAUUACUAGAGUGACGAUUCGAUUGUCGAUUAAACACCAUUUUCGAUUCAAACUAAUUCAUCCAUUCGUCUUCUGCCGCUUAUCCGAGGUCGGUUCGCGGGGGCAGCAGCCUAAGCAGAGGAUUUCAGACUUCCCUCCCCCCAGCCACUUUGUCGAGCUCCUCCCGGGAGAUCCCGAGGCAUUUCCAGGCCAGCGGGGAGACCUAGUUAUUGCAAAUUAAUGAAAAAUGAAUUCUUAUAUUUACAAAAAACAUUUAUUUUAUUUUUUUUAUCGAUUUUUGGAAAUUAUGAAUUGAUUCGGAAUCGGGAUGAUUAAGAAUCGCGAUUCGGAUGCGAAUAAAUGUUGGUGCACCCCUAAUAAUCAGUACAAACAGGUUUUUAUGUUCAAAUGUUCACUUUUAAUUAAAUAAUAGGGUAGAAUCCUACCCUACUACCUAUCAAUUCCAUCUUGUUCCUAAUUACAUUUUAAGUUAUAUUAAGUUUUUUCAAGUCCUGGGAGGUUUUGAGCGAUUUUGUGUUCAAUUAUAUCUCACCUUGCCUUGCUUGUGUGACGUACCGUACUGUUUUUUUCUGUGAUGACGGACCAUGGCGCUACAUGCCGUACCUGUAUUACCUCACAUGUGGAGAUCUCUCACUCUAAACAAAAAUAAAAAUACCACGUCAA
Entelurus aequoreus (snake pipefish) is the source of this 1851-nucleotide messenger RNA. It is a transcript of the gene mpv17l2, whose product is annotated as MPV17 mitochondrial inner membrane protein like 2. The transcript is spliced from 5 exons. The coding region runs from base 132 to 779 and encodes 215 amino acids. Lineage: Eukaryota; Metazoa; Chordata; Actinopteri; Syngnathiformes; Syngnathidae. Gene Ontology annotation, biological process: mitochondrial ribosome assembly. The record is from RefSeq and is a predicted model, not a curated record. Gene Ontology annotation, cellular component: membrane; cytoplasm.